AUGGGUUCUCAGUGGCAGCCGUACCAGGACCCCUUGAUGGGACAUCCUGCGCAGUUCAACAAUGGAUUGGCGUCUACUCCGCAACAAUUAGGCCCCAAGUAUGGUGGUCAGCCGCAACAGUCUCAGCCGCCCGUGGGAUAUACCUAUGAAGCCUUCCAAACGCCCGGAACAGCAGCGAAACCUUCUUCGGCCGGCGCAAACUCCAAAUCGGUAUCUAUGGCGUCGUCACCAGCCGCAACGCCACGUAGCCGCGAUUAUGUCACCGAUGCCGAUACCACCAUGGAGGAUGCGGACCCGUACAACAGGGCGAAGUACUCUGCGCGACCGACUCAUCAUAGUCGACCAUCGUCUCAAUUCUUCUCUCCUGAGGAGUCCUCGGCUGCCCGAAGGUACUCCCCGAUGAAUGUUCUGUCGCCGUCCUUGUCUUACAAUACUAGUCCUGGAAAGUCUCAGAACUCAUAUGCUUUCCCACCCGGGCCAAACAACUCUCGCCGGUCGCCGACCAGAGCUCUGAACUACUCCUCCCCCCCUCAGCCAUUUCAGUCGCCUCCCUCUGUGUCGCGUCCUCCUCGGCUUCCUCCGCUGCAGCCUACCGAGAUGGGCUCCGACCAAUUCUACCCGCCUUCAGCAGGAUCUCAAAUCCCCCGGUCGGGAUCCAUGUCGGGUGCGAGCAAGCAAGCCGGUCGAGGGCCAGUGCCGAAGUUCCAAAAGAUCAAGUCGGUUCAGGAGCUCCAACCCCGCAUUAAUGCGCAGCCUCCAUACAGGCGUGCCAAUCCGGAAGGUGGUUUCAUUAGUCCCCUUCAAGCGUUAACCUCCCAUCUUCCGGCCACAUACCGUAUCUGCAAUCCAAGCUUCAAUUACGAGUCUUCGCGGAAUCCCAGACGUGUCCUUACGAAACCAAGCAAGGGAGUCAAAAACGACGGCUAUGACAAUGAGGACAGCGAUUAUAUUCUCUAUGUGAACGACAUUCUUGGAAGUGAAGAAGCAGGUCACAAGAAUCGUUACCUCAUUCUCGACGUGUUGGGCCAGGGGACGUUUGGUCAAGUCGUCAAGUGCCAGAAUCUGAAAACCCAAGAGGUUGUUGCCGUGAAGGUCAUUAAGAAUAAGACUGCAUACUUCAAUCAGAGUAUGAUGGAAGUCUCGGUCUUGGACUUGCUUAACAGCAAAUACGACAAGCACGACGACCACCACUUGCUUCGUUUGAAGGAUACUUUCAUUCACCGGCAGCAUCUCUGUCUGGUCUUUGAAUUGCUCAGCGUCAAUCUUUAUGAAUUGAUCAAGCAAAACCAGUUUCGUGGUUUGAGCACGACUCUCGUCCGUGUUUUUGCCCAGCAACUUCUCAACGCGUUAAGUCUGCUAAACAAGGCGCAUCUGAUUCAUUGUGAUCUCAAGCCCGAGAACAUAUUACUGAAGAAUCUUGAGAGUCCAAUUAUCAAAGUCAUCGAUUUCGGCUCUGCUUGCGAUGAGCGACAAACUGUCUACACGUAUAUCCAGUCAAGAUUCUACCGUUCCCCCGAGGUGUUGCUUGGCUUACCUUACUCGUCUGCAAUCGAUAUGUGGUCUCUCGGUUGCAUCGUCGUCGAGCUCUUCCUUGGUCUGCCUCUUUUCCCUGGCUCCUCCGAAUACAAUCAGGUCUGCCGAAUUGUGGAAAUGCUCGGUCUACCCCCGACGUGGAUGCUUGAAAUGGGCAAGCAGUCCGGUGAAUUCUUUGAGAAGACCCAAGACGAGUUCGGUCGCAAGACAUACCGACUGAAAAGCCUGGAACAAUACUCCCGGGAACAUAACACGAAAGAGCAACCGAGCAAAAAGUAUUUCCAGGCUUCUACGCUUGAAGAAAUCAUCCGAAGCUAUCCAAUGCCUAGGAAGAAUAUGAAGCAAGCCGAGAUCGAGCGAGAAUUGAACAAUCGAGUUGCUUUCAUCGACUUUGUUCGUGGACUGCUGUCAAUCAACCCUCUUGAGCGAUGGUCGCCCCAACAAGCCAAGCUGCACCCUUUCAUUACGCAGCAGAAGUUUACAGGGCCCUUCGUGCCGCCAAUGAAUCUGAAAUAUUCCUCGCUCAACAAAACUAUUCCACCUGGAAUACAGCAGCAACAGCAGGCUGAGGCUGCUAGCAAACAGCGAGCGGCCCAGGCGGCACAUGCACAGUCAGCGGCCCAAAAUGCAUACUCGAUGCAGAUGAAUCAGUUCCAUACACCCUCUCAUGGCCAACCCCCGCCCAUGUACAACGGCAUGUUUACCGGCCAUCAGCAAGGCGCCCCUCCUCCAUAUCCUGCCCAGCCGCCGGGCUACGGCCAUCAAAUGAACAUUAUGCCCGGCCAGAUGCCUCAAUCGCAAUAUGCACCGUCUCAGAGUCUCUACGCUCAAGCAACCACUAGAGCUGGUCGCCAACGCGCAUCCACCAUGGACCAUCAGGGAGGAGGAAUCCCGCCAACUAUUCAACGCGUUGCCAGUCACCUGGACCCGAAUGCCCCCAUUCGACUCCAGCCCAGCCCAGCGUAUUACCCGCCACCUCCUGACGGAUAUGUCGACAACAAUGCUCAACGACGCAGGGGAAGCCGUGCAGGGGCCGGUCAACGUAACCGAGACUUCAUUCGGACUCUCGAGGACGGUGUCCUUGGCGGCGACAGCUAUAUGAACCAGAGCCAGUGGCACUGA
Messenger RNA from Aspergillus novofumigatus IBT 16806, 2655 nucleotides. Its product is annotated as putative protein kinase Yak1. Bases 1 to 2655 code for a protein of 884 amino acids. Gene Ontology annotation, biological process: peptidyl-threonine phosphorylation; peptidyl-serine phosphorylation. Lineage: Eukaryota; Fungi; Ascomycota; Eurotiomycetes; Eurotiales; Aspergillaceae. Gene Ontology annotation, molecular function: protein serine/threonine kinase activity; ATP binding; protein tyrosine kinase activity. The record is from RefSeq and is a predicted model, not a curated record. Gene Ontology annotation, cellular component: cytoplasm; nucleus. The transcript has 9 exons.